Molecule: messenger RNA, 981 nt
Organism: Penicillium cosmopolitanum
Lineage: Eukaryota; Fungi; Ascomycota; Eurotiomycetes; Eurotiales; Aspergillaceae
Exons: 2
Coding region: 1-981 (326 amino acids)
Source: RefSeq, a predicted model, not a curated record
AUGGGAACAAUCAGCUACGCCACCGGGAUUGCUAUCCUGCAAUUUAUUGUUUAUCCAUUUAUCUUCGCCGCCUCCAUAUUCGUCUGGAAACGAGCAGGAUGGAGAGUUGGCAGCAAGAUUUGGCGUUAUCCCGCCGUUCUCUCCUUACUUCGAAUCGCUGGUAGCAUUUCUACUUUCAUUGCAAUCGAUCAUAACUCUCAUCAAGUCCAAAUUGCUAUUGCAGUUUGCCAACUGAUCGGUAUUGCACCUUUGGUACUUACAUACGUGGGAAUGUUGCGACAAAUUGAUUAUGAACAAAGAAUGCCUCCCAGGCGUCUCGCACUCGUCACUCUAGUCGCUAUCAUCGGCUUAAUUCUCGCCAUCGCUGGAGUUUCCACUGCCAAAACCUCCGCAGGGGAGACUUACAAGCCCGGAACAAUGGUCAAGGUAGCGAUGGCUAUUUUCCUCGUUGUAUUCGCCCUUACCAUGCUCCUGAGUGUCUGGCUCUUCUUCGCACUUUCUUCCUCUCUACUGCGAUACCAGAAGAAAUUGUUCCUCGCCAUCGCCCUCUCUGCUCCAUUUGUGCUGGUCCGAAUGAUCUACUCCGCCCUCUCCGACUACACUACCAUCCAGGCAUUUGAGCUCGGCGCUAACGAAACUGUCUACCUUUGCAUGUGUGUGUUGGAAGAGAUCGCUGCCAGUACUAUUAUCAUCGGUCUUGGCGUAUCAGCUGUUCUACAGCCUGACUUUGUGAAGCUUGAUCCGGCGAAAAUGAAGGAGAGGGAUCAGGACCAGCAGCACCCGGACGAGGGAAAGCCUCUAAGUGCGCAGGAUUAUAACACUGCUUACAAUGGUGCCAAUGCGGCUUACGACCCUGCCUAUCACGGAUCUCAGAGCACUGCUUAUAAUCCUACCUACCCUGGAGUUCCGCAAAAUACUGCGUACGACCCAGUUUACAACGGAGCUCCGGCCCCUGCUUAUCAUGGAGCUCAGAAUGUUUAG